AUGGGAAGCAAACGUCUCGGUGAAGACGACGGAAAUCCGCAGGUCGACGAACGGAGUUUCUUGAAGCACAUACACGAUAACGUCCACGGCAACAUUUAUCUCGAUCCUCUCUCUUUGAAGUUUGUCGACACAGAGCAGUUUCAGAGGCUUCGUGAUUUGAAGCAGCUAGGAUUGUCUUACAUGGUCUACCCUGGAGCAGUGCACUCACGGUUCGAGCAUUCACUUGGGGUGUAUUGUCUAGCUAGUGAAGCUAUCAACAGACUGAAACGCUAUCAAGGUUUGGAGCUUAAUAUUGAACCUUUCGACAUACAAACUGUGAAAUUAGCUGGUUUACUGCAUGAUGUUGGUCAUGGUCCAUUCAGCCACAUGUUUGAGCGUGAAUUUCUUCCGAGGGUUCUCCAUGACCAGAAAUGGUCUCAUGAAGAAAUGUCUCUGCAGAUGAUAGACUAUGUUGUAGAUGAACAUAACAUUGAUAUUGAUCCCGAAUGUCUUAAGAAAGUGAAGGAAUUGAUAAUUGCUUCUGAGAAUGCUACUUCAAAAAGCUCCAAAGAAAAGCUUUUCUUGUAUGACAUUGUUGCUAAUGGGCGCAAUGGAAUUGAUGUUGACAAAUUUGAUUACAUUGUCCGUGACUCCAGAGCUUGUGGUCUCGGGUGCAAUUUUCAAUUUAAGAGGGUGUUAGAGACUAUGAGAGUAAUAGAUGAUGAGAUAUGUUAUCGGGCUAAGGAGUAUCUGACCAUCCAUAAGCUAUUUGUUACUCGAGCGGAUUUGCAUCGCACAGUCUAUACGCAUGCAAAAGUGAAGGCAAUAGAACUCAUGUUUGUGGAUGCCAUGAUAAAAGCUAAUGAUACUCUUCAAAUUUCGGCCUACAUCGACGAUCCAGCUCAGUACUGGAAGUUAGAUGACACGAUACUGAAAGCAAUUGAAACUUCUUCUGGCCAAGAUUUGAAGGAAUCCAGGGAUCUGGUCCUCCGCAUACGCAGAAGGGAUCUUUACCAGUUUUGCAACGAGUUUGCAGUUCCAAAGGAACAGCUGGAGUACUUCAAAAAUGUUACAGCUCAUGACAUUGUUUGUUCACAGAGUUCUAAUCAUCCCACACUGCAUGUGGAAGAUAUUGCCGUAAGCAAUGUGAAAAUCGAUCUGACUCGUGGGAGGAAUAAUCCACUUGAAAGUGAGAAGUUUACAAUAAAAGAUGAGCUGGUCAGUCACUUGCUUCCUUCUUCAUACCAAGACUUGAUAGUGAGAGUUUACUCCAAGAAGCCACACCUAGUGGAAGCUGUAUCCGAGGCCUUUGAGAAUUUCCAGCUGAAGACCUAUGGGAUGAAAACUCAAGUUCAUGCAACGCCUGAGAAGAAAAAGCACAAGCAGUUGAGGUACAAUUUGGCAGGUGUUUAG
Striga hermonthica is the source of this 1392-nucleotide messenger RNA. The record is from the annotation of a GenBank genome assembly. NCBI's taxonomy places the organism in Eukaryota, Viridiplantae, Streptophyta, Magnoliopsida, Lamiales, Orobanchaceae.